Messenger RNA from Paraglomus brasilianum, 235 nucleotides. The record is from the annotation of a GenBank genome assembly. Lineage: Eukaryota; Fungi; Glomeromycota; Glomeromycetes; Paraglomerales; Paraglomeraceae.
AUGCAAGAUAUUACAUGGAAAAUGAUUGAAUCAGCACAAAUUAAAAUAAUAAAAGAGGCCUUUCGUCUUCGAUAUAGAAAAGAUAGCAAGCUUAUUAGUGAAUAUGCUGGAUAUGUAAAAAAUUUGCGUAAUGCAGAAAACCAAGAUGAAUAUAUAAAAUAUACAGCAAUAACUCUAUUCCCAAAUGAUGAAGCAUAUAAUAAAAGAAUGUCGAGAUAUAGAAAAUGGUAUCAAG